Molecule: messenger RNA, 228 nt
Organism: Triticum turgidum subsp. durum (durum wheat)
Lineage: Eukaryota; Viridiplantae; Streptophyta; Magnoliopsida; Poales; Poaceae
Source: the annotation of a GenBank genome assembly
AUGGCUGGGGUGGUCGGCGUCUGGUUCGCCAAGUUCGGCCGGGAGGCGGCGCCGGCGGUAGAGGCAGAGGCCGAGGUCGUCGGACGGCGACACCAGGGCGACGGCCUGCUCGAGGUGGAGGCCGUGAAGACGGUGCAGAUCCAGGAGAGGAGGAGGAGGAACAGCGCCGUCCUCGCCAACUCCGAGGACACGGUGUGCAUGCUCAUGGACCGCUUCGCCCCGGCCUGA